Sorex fumeus (smoky shrew) is the source of this 4124-nucleotide messenger RNA. It is a transcript of the gene GZF1, whose product is annotated as GDNF inducible zinc finger protein 1. The coding region runs from base 25 to 2160 and encodes 711 amino acids. NCBI's taxonomy places the organism in Eukaryota, Metazoa, Chordata, Mammalia, Eulipotyphla, Soricidae. Gene Ontology annotation, molecular function: protein binding. The record is from RefSeq and is a predicted model, not a curated record. Gene Ontology annotation, biological process: regulation of cytokine production; negative regulation of transcription by RNA polymerase II; regulation of immune system process. The transcript is spliced from 6 exons.
GCGGCCCCGCCGGAAGGAAGAAACAUGGAAAGUGGUGCAGUUCUCCUGGAAUCCAAAUCCUCACCAUAUAACCUUCUGCAUGAAAUGCAUCAGCUACGCCUUCUUGGCCACUUGUGUGAUGUGACAGUCAGUGUGGAGUACCAGGGUGUCCGUGAAGAAUUCAUGGCCCAUAAGGUGGUGCUGGCAGCUACCAGCAAAUUUUUUAAAGAAAUGUUCCUUAAUGAGAAGAGUAUGGAUGGCAGUAGGACUAAUGUCUACUUAAAUGAAGUGCAGGUUGUUGAUUUUGCUUCAUUUCUUGAGUUUGUUUACACUGCAAAAGUACAGGUGGAAGAAGACCGGGUGCAGCGAAUGCUGGAAAUGGCUGAAAAACUGAAAUGUUUGGACUUAUCGGAAACUUGUUUUCAGUUAAAGAAACAGAUGUUGGAAUCAGUACUUUUGGAGUUGCAGAAUUUCUCGGACACCCAGGAGGCAGAAGGGAGUGGUGGCACUGAAGUCACUACUGCUCCUGACCAGCCUCAGGCUCUGAUCAGUGCAGCUGAGAGCACUCCUCUCACCAAUGGCCUGAUGGAUUCCGCAGAGCCUCCAGAGGAGAGAAUCAGCAAUGGAUUGUUGCCAGACAUGCCCUUGAGAAAGUUCAAGGAGAAAUCAGACAAGAAAAAAGAUGUCAUUAAGCCUCCUUACCCAAAAAUCAGGAGAGCUAGUGGGAGACUGGCCGGAAGAAAGGUAUUUGUGGAAAUUCCUAAAAAGAAAUACACAAGACGACUCCGAGAGCAGCAGAAAAGUGGAGAGGAUGACAUAGGGGAUUAUACAGACCCUCAAGAUCCCAACCCAGAUAUUGUAGUAAUAAAAGAAAUGGAGCCAGGUACUAAAAAUGAGGACUGCAGUAGUGGAGUGCAAGUGGAGGAAGUGCUACAGAAGGUGGGUCAGGGGGUAGAGGAAGAAGAGGAGGAGGACGAGGAAACAGAGAAGAGGAAGAGCAACUUCAAAUGCACUAUGUGCAACAAAGCGUUUUUGUAUGAGAAGAGCUUUCUGAAACACAUCCGGCAGCACCAUGGAGUGGCCACUGAAGUCGUUCACCGCUGCGAUACCUGCAGCCAGACCUUUGCCAACCGCUGCAACCUGAAGAGCCACCAGCGCCAUGUGCAUAGCAGCGAGCGCCACUUCCCAUGUGAUCUCUGUGGGAAGAAGUUCAAAAGGAAGAAGGAUGUCAAGCGGCAUGUGGUGCAGGUCCAUGAGGGUGGAGGCGAGCGGCACCAGUGCCAGCAGUGUGGCAAGGGCUUGAGCUCCAAGACAGCUCUACGACUUCAUGAGCGGACACACACGGGUCACAAGCCCUAUGGCUGCACUGAAUGUGAAGCCAAGUUUUCACAGCCUUCAGCGCUCAAGACCCACAUGAGAAUUCAUACAGGGGAAAAACCUUUUGUCUGUGAUGAAUGUGGUGCAAGAUUCACUCAGAACCACAUGCUGAUAUAUCAUAAAAGGUGCCACACAGGUGAAAGACCUUUUAUGUGCGAAACAUGUGGCAAGAGUUUUGCUUCUAAGGAAUAUUUAAAACAUCAUAACAGAAUUCAUACUGGAUCGAAACCCUUUAAAUGUGAAGUUUGUUUCAGGACUUUUGCCCAACGAAAUUCACUUUACCAGCAUAUUAAAGUUCACACAGGGGAGCGUCCCUAUUGCUGUGACCAGUGUGGUAAGCAGUUUACCCAGCUGAAUGCACUGCAGCGCCACCAUCGGAUCCACACUGGGGAGAAGCCAUUCAUGUGUAAUGCAUGUGGGCGGACUUUUACUGACAAGUCCACUCUUCGGAGACACACCUCAAUACAUGAUAAGAAUACUCCAUGGAAAUCUUUCCUUGUUAUUGUGGAUGGCUCACCCAAGAAUGAUGAAGGGCAGAAGACUGAACAGCCUGAUGAAGAAUAUGUCUCAUCCAAACUUUCAGAUAAAUUGCUGUCUUUUGCAGAAAAUGGCCAUUUUCACAACUUGGCCCCAGUUCAGGACACUGUACCCACCAUAGAUGAAAACAGAUCUGAAGAUGCUGCCUGCAAAUCAGACAAUCCCCAGGACACUCUGCUGACCACUAGCAUCAGUGAGCUUACUGAGCUGACUCCUCAGGCAGAGGCGGUGCCCACACAACUUCAUUCUUUGGACAACAUGGAAUAAGCUCGAAAUUACCUGCCAAGCAGGUCAAUUUUACUUCUUUGUCUAGGAUAGCAAGAAAAUGUCAGGGAGUUACUAAGAAAAAAACUGUCUGGGGGGGCAAAGAAGUGUUUAAGAAUAGUGUCUGUAUAUUUUCCUGGAUUCGUGCUAACUUGCACGCACAUCUUUAUCAAAGCAUUUUUAAAGCUUUCCCUUAAAAAUCUUGGGCUGGGCCUGGGAAAUAUCUCAAGCAGCAGAGUAUCGGUGAGGCUCACGUGUGCUCACUGACAGUGGUGUCUUGAGCACUGCUAAGGGUGGGCCCCAUCAGGUUAGCACUGCUAAACCGAGAGUUACCAGAAAUGGCUUCUGCCUUGUCCCCAUCAGCACUGGGGUGGGGGUGGGGUGACACUUAUUUUAAAAAAAAAAAAAAACCUGCUUUGCAUGAUUCAGCUAUACUGUAUUAACAGAAAAAGCAGUAACAUCACUUGUUCCUGGUGUAGGUUUUGUGCAUUAAUCACACUAAUGCUUAUUUUGAUGUUGAUCUUGAAGUCUGGACAACUGUUCAUCCUAACUAUAGAGAAUAGAACAGUGAUCCUGGCUCAUGAGACUGCUGGUCUUCCUGACCUCUCACCCUGCCUUAGACUUCCAUGUGGGUUUAUUUCUGAUACUUGUAUUUUUCUACAAGCUAGAAUUAAAUUGGAGCCACUGUCUCCUUGUCAAAAUGAAGCAAAUUGAAUUUGCUUCAGGGACCCUUAAACAAAUUAUUGCCUUCAUUCUCCCAUCCCUCUUUCCCUAGUUUGUGGGCACUAUAAAGAGUAAUAAAUUGAACCCUUGUAAACAGCUUAUUCUAAUCUCUACUCAUACAGCUAGGACUUUUGCCGUAACUUCUGAAAUUAAAUGUGACUUUCUACAUUUCUGAAAAUCGGAUUAGCUAAAAGCUGUCCUACCAAAGACUAUUGCAGCAAUCUGUGGUAUUUAUUUUGCAAAGAGGUGUGAAAUACAAAUCAAAAGCCUUUAGCACACUUUCAUUAAAACAGUUUUGUGUGAACAGAAUUCCCAUUUUGUUCACAAGGUGGCACUGAGAUGACUGGCAAAUCUUAGAACAUGGAACACUUAUUUUGCUAACUUUAUGACUUAAUUUCUGUAAUUUACAGAAACCCAGACCUCAUUUCCACAUCAGGAGCUUGAAACAGGCAAGUUUUUGCCACAUACUUGUUUCCUUGGGAGCAUGUGAGAGUAAAACAGAAAGGAUUGUACUUUAAGAGUGACUGUGAAGAACUAAUACUUUUUGUCUUAAAUGCUCCUUUGGCUACUUCACGCUGGACUUAAUUACUGAUUAUUGUUCAAAGGAAUAAGUAAUGACAAAGUAAUUCUGCUGUAUUUAUUACACCUGAUCCUUGAUUCCAGAGGCUUGGGUAUUGCUGUAUGCUUAAUGAAGUGCUUUUGACUGACAUGUAGCCCUAAACAUUAAGAAUAUUGAGUUGUUUUGUUCAAUAGUUGCUUUCUCCCCAUAUCUUAAUUUAUUAAAUGUGAUGUGAAAGUACAUUUUUGUAGGAGAAAGUAACUUUUUCUGUAAGUAUUAGGGGACAGCAUUGCUGCACUAUGCCAGAAGUAUUGAGGGAAGAGGUUCUUCCUAAGUGCUUGCUUUGUUUUGCGUACAUGUUAAUUUGUAACAUGUUACAGUAACUACUGAAGCCACUAUUGAAAGGUGUUUUAGGUGCUGAUAACAUGUUUCACACCUGCUCUUGAAGAUAACAGUACUGAGUUAUUUCAGUUAUUAGAUUAAGACAGCUUAGCCUAGAUGUGUUUACAGGACAAAAAAUAGUUAUUGUCACACCAUCUUUUUAUUCUUGCUAAAAAAAAAUGGACCUGCCUAGCUGAUGGACUGUUUGUGUCAUAGAAUAAAGUCAGCUUCAUGAGAGAAGUAAUUUAAAUAAUAGAUUAUUUUGUUACCUACUGGAGGCUUUGUCUUUAGAAAUUCUACCAAA